GUGGAUAAUGCAGUGGAAGCAGCGAAGGCAGCGUUCCAGAGGGGGUCUCCGUGGAGGCAGAUGGAUGCCCUAAGCAGAGGACGACUCCUGCACAAGCUGGCCGAUCUUCUCGAGCGAGACAGAGUUAUCCUGGCAACUCUGGAAACAAUGGACACAGGAAAACCUUUUCUUCAGGCCUAUUUCAUUGACCUGGAAGGCUGUAUAAAAACACUCCGAUAUUAUGCUGGAUGGGCUGAUAAAAUUCAAGGCAGGACUAUCCCAGUGGAUGAAAAUUUUGUCUGUUUCACCAGGCACGAACCGAUGGGCGUCUGCGGAGCUAUAACUCCAUGGAACUUCCCGUUGCUGAUGCUGGUUUGGAAGAUGGCACCAGCGCUGUGCUGUGGAAACACUUUGGUUAUCAAGCCAGCUGAACAAACUCCUCUCACAUCGCUCUACAUUGGCUCGCUGAUCAAGGAGGUGGGUUUCCCUCCAGGUGUGGUGAACAUUGUGCCAGGCUACGGCCCCACAGCUGGAGCUGCUAUUUCUACCCAUCACAGCAUUGACAAAAUUGCUUUUACUGGAUCAACAAAGGUCGGAAAACUGAUCAAGGAAGCUGCUUCUAAAAGCAACCUCAAAAGAGUGACAUUAGAGCUCGGAGGGAAAAACCCCUGCAUUGUGUGCGCAGAUGCGGACUUGGACUUGGCGGUGGAAUGUGCCCAUCAAGGCGUGUUCUUCAAUCAAGGGCAGUGCUGCACGGCUGCCUCGCGAGUGUUUGUGGAGGAGCAGAUAUAUCCGGAGUUCGUCAAGCGCAGCGUGGAGUACGCCAAGAAGCGACUGGUUGGAGACCCCUUUGAUGCCAGAACUGAGCAAGGGCCCCAGAUUGACCAAAAGCAGUUUGAUAAAAUCCUGGAGCUGAUAGAAAGUGGGAAGAAAGAAGGGGCGAAGCUGGAGUGUGGAGGUCUCGCCAUUGAAGACAGAGGCCUGUUUAUAAAACCCACUGUGUUUUCGGAGGUCACCGACAACAUGCGCAUCGCCAAAGAAGAGAUUUUUGGGCCAGUUCAGCCAAUUAUGAAGUUCAAGAGUAUAGAAGAGGUCAUAAGAAGAGCCAACAGUACCGAGUACGGACUUACGGCUGCGGUGUUCACAAAGAAUCUGGACAGAGCGUUAACACUAGCUUCUGCCUUGCAGUCAGGAACUGUCUGGAUCAACUGUUACAACGCUCUCUAUGCACAGGCUCCUUUUGGUGGCUUUAAAAUGUCAGGCAAUGGCAGAGAACUCGGUGAAUACGCUUUGGCAGAAUACACCGAAGUGAAAACUGUCACCAUUAAACUCUCCCAGAAGAGUUCAUGAGGACAGAAGGCCUAAAACGCUGACACUCUGAAUGUGACACAUGGGGACGUGUUCAGAGCAAGGGGGAAGGGAGGGGUAGGAAGGAAAAUGGAAACACCUGACUUUAUUCCUCUAAAAACACUGAAUCUACUGGACUCCAUCCUGUCAACUGGCUCUUUGAAAACUGAUUUAAGUGACCCUACUGACAGCACAGCACACACUUGUACCGUACAAGUCCCUGGCUCUACAUCGGUCUGCUGCCUGUGACUAAAAUGCUGGUGAGUCACAGUGUUUGCCGGACAUCUGCUUUCAAACCGUACC
Molecule: messenger RNA, 1629 nt
Organism: Apaloderma vittatum (bar-tailed trogon)
Lineage: Eukaryota; Metazoa; Chordata; Aves; Trogoniformes; Trogonidae
Gene: ALDH1A3
Product: aldehyde dehydrogenase 1 family, member A3
Exons: 11
Coding region: 61-1329 (422 amino acids)
Biological process (GO): aldehyde metabolic process
Molecular function (GO): aldehyde dehydrogenase (NAD+) activity
Source: RefSeq, a predicted model, not a curated record